AUGUACCGCUCGACGCUGUUCUUCUCCGUUUUGCUCCUUUGUCUGAGCACGUCAUGGUGCCGAAGCCCCGAAAGAAAGCGAUCUUCACUGGCCCAGCCAACGGCGUGAGUUUCUAAAAUCAUUACCAUGAAGUAAGGCUACAGUAGACGUCUAGUCAGACGCAGAAUCACACCAUUUAUGUUCCUAUAUCAACACUGAUAUAAACUUAGCUUGCUUUUUGAAAAACUUCGAAAAAUUAAUGAAUUUCGGAAACUGAUUCUAAUAACUUCUGGAAAAAAAGUUUUUUUCUUAUGAAUAAGCGCUAACACGUGCUUACAAACAUAGACCUUGAAGGGAAAAACUUACUAAAAUUUAUUUAAAAAAGAUAGUGGUUAUUUUUCUUGACGGAAAAAUGGAGGAUUUAUCUGACGAUAUUUAUUGGAAUUCCGCCUUCCAUCUAAUCGUUUUUAAUCUCAUAUUUUGUGCUCGAAAGUUUUCAACAGCCCAUACGAGGCAGUAUUAGUAGAUCAAAAGUCGAAAAACAGACAUUUCAACGAAAUUUCUUAUCACAGUUAGAUUCGAGAAAAAAGCAGCUCUUGCUGUUUGGCAGAGCUUUUCUUGUUUUCGAAUUAUUUUCGAGAAGGAACACAUGUCCACCACGAGAUAAAGAAGCAGUUGCCGCGGUCAGAGUUCUCAUACAUUUCAGAAUCAAACUCACAAAGCAGACAACUUUGCGAGCCCAGCUUCUGGCUAGCGGAAAUCUCGAAGAAUAUGGCAGACACAUGCAGAACCAUCACAAGAAACUUCUGCACAAGUACGACUCGAACAAAUAUGAAUUUCAAGGAAACAACCGUCCUGUUGGUGAAAUCGAUGAACUUCUGAGAAACUUCAUGGAUGUCCGUUUUUAAUUUCCCUUUUAAAAAGAAUCUGUGAUCAAAAAAAAAAUUUAGGCCCAGUACUUCGGUACAAUUUCGAUCGGGACUCCUGCUCAAAACUUCACAGUUAUCUUUGACACUGGCUCCUCGAAUCUUUGGAUUCCAUCCAGAAAAUGCCCAUUCUACGAUAUUGCAUGCAGUGAGUUGGAAAUAAAAAGAAGCUACUUCAUUGUCUUCAUUUCCUUAUCAGGCGAUCAAGUGUUCAGAGCUGUCAUUUUUGUCACAGAAACCUUUGAACAAAAAGUAUUUACAGUGUUGCAUCACCGAUACGACUCGACAGCUUCGUCUUCCUACACAGAGGAUGGUCGUAAAAUGGCAAUUCAGUACGGUACUGGGUCAAUGAAAGGCUUCAUUUCGAAGGACACAGUCUGUGUGAGAAAUAUAUAUUAUUGAAUAGAAUAAGUCGACAUGAUUCUUCUCAAGGUUGCUGGAGUAUGUGCCAACCAGCAGGAGUUUGCGGAAGCCACCAGUGAGCCAGGACUGACUUUCAUCGCUGCUCGUUUUGAUGGAAUUUUGGGGAUGGCUUACCAAGAAAUCGCGGUUCUUGGUUGGUUUCUUUCCAAAUGACACAGAUCUGAUUCAGAGCUUUUGCAGGAGUGAAACCAGUCUUCAACACUCUUUUCGACCAAAAGAAAGUUCCUGAGCCGGUGUUCUCUUUCUGGCUCAAUCGGUAAUUAUUCAUAAUAAAUGCAGUGUUUGAAAGUGCGUAUUUAGCAACCCAGAGUCUGUCCUCGGAGGAGAAAUUACUUUCGGGGGAAAGGACGCCAGACGCUACAAAGAACCAAUUACCUGGGCUCCUGUCACUCGCAAAGGUUAUUGGCAGUUCAAGAUGGACAAGGUAGAUUUGGCGACUUUUCAAAAGUCAACUGAAAAACACAGAUUGUUGGAGCUUCUGGGGCUAACAUUUUGGGUUGCGCUAACGGCUGUCAAGCUAUUGCCGACACUGGAACAUCCCUUUUCGCAGGUCCAAAAGCUCAGGUCGAAAAGAUUCAGAACUUCAUUGGAGCUGAACCUUUGAUGAAGGGAGAGGUAAUCAAAUUGUGAGGAAUACCUUAGAUCGAGAGCUUUUCAGUACAUGGUGAGCUGUGACAAAGUUCCUACACUUCCUACUGUCUCCAUCGUCAUCGGCGGACAGCAGUUUGACCUUGAAGGACGCGACUACGUUUUGAAUGUGAGUUUUUAGACAGGAUCAUUAUUUUCUAAAAUGAAAUAUUCAGGUCACGACCGCUGGAAAAUCUAUCUGUCUUUCUGGAUUCAUGGGAAUCGAUCUCCCAGAAAGGGUCGGAGAGCUUUGGAUUCUAGGCGAUGUUUUCAUCGGACGGUAAACAUAUUUGAAGAAACAUUGGAUCAUAGUUUCCUGCAGCUAUUAUACCGUUUUCGAUUUCGGAACCGACAAAGUUGGAUUCGCUCAGGCUCGAGCCGAAGACGGAUUCGCGACUGGACCGCGUGUAAAGAAGUUCAAAGCAUACGUUAGUUCUCUUACGAUUUUUCUCAUUUCCAAUUUUUUUUUCAGAAAGAGGUCGAUGAUUCUGAUGACGAUGAUGACAAUGACGACGAAAAAUACAUUUUCGCAUUCUAA
Molecule: messenger RNA, 2493 nt
Organism: Caenorhabditis auriculariae
Lineage: Eukaryota; Metazoa; Nematoda; Chromadorea; Rhabditida; Rhabditidae
Source: the annotation of a GenBank genome assembly